Molecule: messenger RNA, 3162 nt
Organism: Chroicocephalus ridibundus (black-headed gull)
Lineage: Eukaryota; Metazoa; Chordata; Aves; Charadriiformes; Laridae
Gene: CALHM5
Product: calcium homeostasis modulator family member 5
Exons: 2
Coding region: 321-1250 (309 amino acids)
Cellular component (GO): plasma membrane
Molecular function (GO): monoatomic cation channel activity
Source: RefSeq, a predicted model, not a curated record
GUCACAGAAAAACAACAACCCACCACGAAUAAGACUGCCAAGGCGGCAAACCCAUUUGAUGACACAGAGCAUUGCUUCCUUCCCUCCUACUCAUGACUGUUACUGCAAAUGUGCAACAUCUGCUCUGCUGGCGGAGGGGUCCCCUGUGAGUGCGUUUCUCCAGACAGUGACAUCACGGCGUUAUCUAGCCAGCACGCAGGCAGGCAGGCUCGCUCCAGCCUCUGCCUCCUCUGGAGAGCCCUCCCCCGCCACACCGCUACGGACUGCUACGACCGAAGAUAAAAGCGUCUUGCUUUUUACCUCCGUAGUGAGUAUCAAACAUGGAUGGUUUCCAAACAAUCCUGAAAUUCUUUAUGAACCAGAAAACGGCUAUAGGUUACAGUUUUAUGGCGCUGCUGACAAUGGGAGGUGAACGUGUGUUUUCUCUUGUUGCUUUCAGAUGCCCCUGCAGCAAUGAAAACUUCAGGUACGGUUUGGUAUUUCUCUUUUCCCCAGCUUUUGUUUUGCUAGUUAUUGGAUAUUUCUUGAACAGGAAGACCUGGAAACUCUUUACAGGCUGCUGGGUGAAUCCCAGAAAAAUAUUCCCCAGAGGGAAUACCUGCCAUUUCUUUUACGUCUUUGGACAAAUCACUUUAAACGCUCUGGUGGCCCCAGUGAUGUGGCUCUCUGUGGCUUUGCUCAACGGGACUUUUUACGAAUGUGCCAUGAGUGGCUUGAAAAAUCCUUCCUACCUACAGGCAGUUUGCCACAGCAAAUCUGCGAAGUGCUUCGAAGAACUACACAAGGUGGCCUGUGACAAGAGCUCCAUGCCCUUUGCAGAGAGUGAUGAACUGAAACGAACUCUACAAGCACAGUCCCAGAUUCUAGGCUGGUGUGUGAUAGUUACCACAGCUCUUCUCUCCCUGCUGACCACUUGCUGUGCCAGCUGCCAGUCGAAAGUCAGCCACCUCCAGCUGAUGUUCUGGAGGGUGUACAUGGAGAAGGAGAAGGAGCAACUGGAGCAGAUUUUCCAGCUAUACGCCACCAAGCUGAGCGAGCGAAACCUGAAGUGCUUUUUUGAGAACAAGGAACCGGAAGCGAUUCCCCUGCCAACUUUUCAGGCAUGGGAAGAUGCUUCCCAGCUCUACUCUUUCAGCAGUAGCAAACAGCAUUAUAGCACAAUUCACAGGCUAGUUGAAGAAGGCCAGAAAAAAAUCAAUGAGGAAAGAGAGACAAUGCUGGACUUUGUAGACAAAAGGGAAAUACCGUAGACAAAAGGGAAAUACCAUAGACAAAUAUAUUUUCAGCUUUUUUAUAUCUUGCUUAUAUAGCAUACUUCUAGCUGGUUUCAUCUCUAUGUUUUUUCACAAUGGCCUCUUUCUUCUUCAUCAUGUUCCCUCCCAGUUACAAACUUGCUCCAAAAGGAUGGAAUUAAAUUAUUUCCCUACAUCAGUGAAAAGGCUGCAGUCCUCCAUGGCACCCAGGGUUCACGCUCUGCUAAUGUCACUGGCUCCGGAUCAAGCGCUGACAGCAAAAUGUGACUAAUGACUUCUACAAGAGGAUUUUAGCAAUAUCCUAUGUAAAAGGUGCUAUAGUAUGCUCAUCCUAUGUAAAUCAAGAGACUAUUAUGAAGUAACACCAUUUGAAAGGUGUGAUUAUAAUACUAGAAAAUGUGUGUGACUUUCUGACAGCCCACAGAAAGUAAAGGUUUUGCUUCCAGGUCAUUUCCAGUCUGUAGGUACAGCAUUUUCAGGCACCAGUGGUCACUCAAGGCAUCUCCUGUUGCACCUAGAACGCCACGGAUGGUCACAGUGAUCACCCCUGGUCUUCUAGUCCCUGAGACAUUUGCCUGUGACAUGGGGCAGCAAACUCCAUUGAUAGUGAGAUGCCAGGCAAUUCUUUACACAAAUCUUACAGCUGACAUGUAGGGUACCAAGAACUUGAAAUUACCAAAUGGUUCAGCAGUUUUGUGUUUUUGUUAAAAAAAUAACCUCCUGUUUUGAAACAUAAUCAGUUGUCGUUAGUGCUUUGCUACAAUAAUGAAAAUGCAUCACUGAUAUUUUGCCUCCGUAGAGUAAUCGGUAUUACCUUCACCCCUGAGAAUUUCCAUGUGCAUGGGUAUAAAGCUCCUGUUUUGAGUGGGUUUUGGGCACUGGGUGCAGUCUGCAGAGCUGCGUAAUAUUGUUUGUACUGUGCCUGCAGCCAGUGUACGACAGAAGGCCUGGAUGGAAAUCCCACACUUUAAGACUAGAAAAUAUUUUUGCAGCAGGCUAAUUUUCAUUUUUCUGAAUAUCUUAGGAAACUUAAUAUCUGGAGCAAGAGGAACUGGCAGGUGAGGCAACUGCACAAUCAGUGCUUCUGAGAAAUGCAUUUCACCCCAGAGCCCUACGCUUUACCUCACCCACUUGGAAUUCACCACGUGGCUCUCACACAGGGUGUCCAGAGUCUUUGCAAGUACUGCAUAAAAGGAGAACAAAGUUUCUGCCAAGUUUCUUUCCCUGGGGUGACUGGGCAGACUUUUAUGCCGCAUUUUACUGCCAGUCUCCAUAAAUCUGCAAAUAAUCAUAAUUUUGCUCUGCUCGAAUCAGGCUCUUACCAACAAACCAGGGUACUCUACCCAACUUUCCCAUACUCACUGUGCUUCUGCAGCCGAAAAAAACCAACUAUCUGUGUUUACAGACCAUUACUCUUUUAAAAAUAAAAUCCAAAAGCUAAUUCCACUGUCUGCUUGGAAUUUUCUCUGUGUGUUUUGAAGGACUUGUGGUCUUUGAGCAAAUGUUUUAAAGUCUUAUCCCAGCUGACCCAUUUUGCAGCAGACUUAGAACAUGUUAUAAGCCUAAAUGCACCUGCUGCAGCUGAAAGCACAGAGGCAACACUGCUAAAAUGAAAGUCACAACAGCAGACAUGUCUGACACCACGUCUGGCAUAUAUGCAUUUUCCUCCCCGGGCUCCUCUCCUGGCAUAGCAACUAUCUAAUUCCAGGGUACAUGUCCCUUCCCAUUUCUCUGCUUUUCUCUUUAUGAGAGAUGCCCCAACACCUACUGCCCAGCCGCAUCUCGCCUCCUCCCUACACGCAAAGGGAGAGGAGACACCACCUAACAGGACGUCCCCGCUGCCUCGGCCAGACUUCCCUUCCCAAAGUCAUCUUUCCACCUCCUUUUUCACCGGUAUCACAGAAAACCA